Messenger RNA from Cynoglossus semilaevis (tongue sole), 4529 nucleotides. Its product is annotated as paired amphipathic helix protein Sin3a-like. The record is from RefSeq and is a predicted model, not a curated record. Gene Ontology annotation, cellular component: Sin3-type complex; chromatin. Gene Ontology annotation, biological process: negative regulation of transcription by RNA polymerase II. Gene Ontology annotation, molecular function: transcription corepressor activity. NCBI's taxonomy places the organism in Eukaryota, Metazoa, Chordata, Actinopteri, Pleuronectiformes, Cynoglossidae. Bases 281 to 4162 code for a protein of 1293 amino acids. The transcript is spliced from 21 exons.
CCACGCUGGGACUGGGAGGAACCCUGCCCGCCUUCGCGGGUAGGCACGCCUCUAUGUUCUAGGGACACCGCUUCAUACAUACACUGUUGUUAGCGACGUAGCCACCACGGUCAAUUUAAUUUUUGACAUUUCUAUUUGAGAACACUUUUUUCGGGCUUAGUCUCCUGUCCACGGUCCGUUUAAUGACCGUGUAGAGGACCCCUGCUUGGACUCCGCUGCACCGGUGCUCCAAGCUGUUGCUGGCGGCAGCUGAGUGAGCCCCUUUGAGUAUGUGUAUACAAUGAAAAGGCGUGUGGAGGAUCAGGAACCAAUAUUUGCACCUCAGCAACAGCAACCACGCCACACCCCUGUUCAAGCUAUUGCUGAGAGUUUCCAGCAACGGGCCCCUGCCAAGGCCCCUACUGUGAGAGAAACAGCCAAGGACAUCAUGCAGCCGUCCACAGGAAUUCAGUAUUCUCUCCCACAGGGAUACCAGGGAGCAAGUGGACAUGGACACAACGCUGUGCCACAUGUUGGUCCCCAUUCACAUGGUCUGACGGUACAGUCCCAAGGUCCUGCUGUGGUUCAAAGUCAUGUCCAUCCACCCACACCCAUUAGCUCUUCUCAAGGACAACAGCAAUUUCAACGACUGAAGGUUGAAGAUGCCUUGUCUUACCUGGAUCAAGUGAAGCUUCAGUUUGGCAAUCAGCCUCAAGUAUAUAAUGAUUUUCUUGAUAUUAUGAAAGAGUUUAAGUCACAGAGCAUUGACACUCCUGGAGUCAUCAACCGUGUGUCCCAGCUUUUUAAAGGUCACCCAGACCUCAUCAUGGGGUUUAACACUUUCCUGCCACCAGGAUACAAGAUUGAAUUCCAACCCAAUGACAAGGUCAACGUGACCACACCAGGUCAAAUCCAUUACAUCACCCCUCAGGGUGUCUCUGUUCAGAGCAUCUCUGCCAGCGGAACACCAAGCCAAGUUGCAAGUCAUCACCAGCAUCAGGCUCCGCCACAACCUGGACCUCACAGUACUCCCACCACAACCACCACGACCACCACCACUCCACCUGUACUUACUCCACCUGCUCCAAACAAAACCAGCAAGGCAAUUCAGUCUCCAGCCCACACACCGACCAGUCAGCCAAAUCCAUCCAUCCCAUCAUAUGCCUCACCAAACUCACCAUCUAUUCAGUCGCAGACUCCAGUAAGCAGUGCGCCAUCUGGUGGGCCCCCACUGCAGAACAACCAGCCAGUAGAGUUCAAUAAUGCCAUAAACUAUGUCAACAAGAUCAAAAACCGCUUCCAUGGUCAACCAGAAAUUUACAAAGCCUUUCUAGAAAUUCUACACACGUAUCAGAAAGAGCAACGGAAUGCUAAGGAGGCAGGUGGGAACUACACCCCACUACUGACAGAACAGGAGGUUUACACUCAGGUGGCAAGACUUUUUAAGAACCAAGAGGACCUGCUGUCGGAGUUUGGACAAUUCCUCCCUGAUGCAAACAGUUCAGCACUGCUGACAAAAGCCACACCAGAUAGAGCAGAGUCGGUGCGUAAUGAUCAUGGAGGGACAAUUAAAAGACCUUUAAUCAACAAUAAACAGAGGCUAGGUCAGAAUGGUUUGCCCAUCAGAAGACCAGCUGGUGUGGGAGUUACACCACCUCUUAAGAAAAAACCUAAAAUAAUGGGAAAAGAUCACAGUCUGACUGAAGUCAGCAAGCACAGCACCAGCACUGAAACUAUGUUCUUUGAGAAGGUGAAAAAGGCUCUUCGUAGCUCAGAGGCAUAUGAAAACUUUCUUAGAUGCCUGCAUAUCUUCAACCAGGAAGUGAUUUCUCGUGCAGAAUUGGUUCAGUUGGUCAUUCCAUUUCUUGGAAAAUUCCCAGAACUUUUUACCUGGUUUAAAAACUUCUUGGGUUACCGAGAGUUUACCCACGGGGAACCGAGUGGUGCAGAGAGUUUACCCAAAGAUCGUGCAACAGAGGGCAUUGCACUGGAGAUUGACUACGCUUCCUGCAAAAGGCUGGGAUCCAGCUACAGAGCACUGCCCAAGAGCUAUCAGCAGCCAAAAUGCACAGGAAGGACACCACUGUGUAGAGAGGUCCUUAAUGACACAUGGGUAUCAUUUCCAUCUUGGUCUGAGGAUUCUACAUUUGUGAGCUCAAAGAAGACGCAGUAUGAAGAGCAUGUUUAUAGAUGUGAGGAUGAGCGCUUUGAGCUGGAUGUUGUAUUGGAGACCAACCUUGCCACAAUACGAGCCCUGGAGAGUGUGCAGAGGAAACUAUCACGAAUGUCAGCCGAGGAGCAGCUUCGUUUCAAGAUGGACAACACAAUGGGUGGCACCUCAGAGGUCAUUCACCGCAAAGCCAUUCAGAGGAUAUAUGGAGACAAGGCCCAUGACAUCAUUGAUGGGCUGAAAAGGAACCCAGCUGUGUGUGUUCCCAUCGUACUGAAAAGAUUAAAAAUGAAGGAGGAAGAGUGGAGAGAAGCACAGAGAGGCUUCAAUAAGAUCUGGCGGGAGCAGAACGAGAAGUAUUACCUGAAGUCACUCGACCACCAGGGCAUUAACUUCAAACAGAACGACACCAAAGUACUGCGUUCAAAGACCUUAAUCAACGAAAUUGAGCUGCUUUAUGAUGAUCGACAGGAGCGAGCAUCUGAGGAGACGACCACAGGGCCACCUAGUGGUCCACACAUGACCCUGUCCUAUGAUGACAGUCAGAUCCUAGAAGAUGCUGCUGCUCUCAUUAUCCACCAUGUCAAAAGACAAGUAGGAAUCACAAAAGAAGACAAGUACAAGAUCAAACAGAUUAUUCACCACUUCAUUCCUGACCUGCUGUUUGCACGGAGAGGUGAACUGUCAGAUUUAGAGGAUGAGGAAGAGGAGGAGGAAGAAGAAGAAGGCAUGGAGAUUGACAGCGGCAGCCCCAAAAAGCACAAUGGCCUGUUGGGAGGAAGCACAUCGAAGUCAAAGCUCCUCUUUGGCAACACAGCAGCUCAAAAACUGCGUGGCACCGAUGAGGCCUACAGCCUGUUUUUUGUAAACAACUAUUGGUAUGUUUUCCUUCGUCUUCACCACAUCCUCUGCUCCCGUCUGCUGCGAAUCUAUGAACAAGCUGAGAAGCAGAUUGAGGAGGACACUCGUGAGCGAGAGUGGGAAAAAGAUGUUUUAGGGCUGAAAAGGGAGAAAAAUGAAAAUCCAGCAAUUCAACUAAAAAUGAAAGAGCCAAUGGAUAUUGAUGUGGAGGACUACUACUCAGUGUUUUUGGAAAUGGUGCGAAACCUUCUGGAUGGAAACAUGGAGCCUGCCCAGUACGAGGACUCCCUGAGGGAAAUGUUUACUAUCCAUGCCUACAUUGGCUUCACCAUGGAUAAACUAAUCCAGAGUAUUGUCAGACAGCUGCAACAUCUCGUCACUGAAGAUGUUUGCGCACGGGUCAUUGAUAUGUACUUGAGUGAAAGUGCCAACAAAGCCACAGGGGGUGCACUGUCUACCCAGACAUCCAGGUCCACAGCAGAGGGCGUCUACCAACGUAAGAUGGAGCAGCUGAUGUCGGAGGAGAACUGCUUUAAGUUGAUGUUUAUGAAGAGCCAAGGAUUUGUCAGUUUGGCCAUUGAGCUGAUGGACACAGAAGAAGAGAACUCUGAUGAGCCAGCAGAUGCAGAGAGGUGGUCAGACUACGUAACUAGAUACCUGAACUCAGACUCAGCGUCGCCAGAGCUGCGUGAACAUUUGGCCCAGAAGCCGGUGUUCCUCCCCAGGAAUUUAAGACGGAUAAGAAAGUGCCAGAGGGGAUGGGAGCGAAUGCAGCAGGAACAAAUGAGCAAGAGCUCCUCGGACAAGAUGCAGGACUCCAACAGUGAACUGAAGAUGGAGUGUAUGUUCAAGCUGAACUCCUACAAGAUGGUCUAUGUCUGCAAGUCUGAGGACUACAUGUACAGACACACAGCACUGACACGUGCACAUCAGUCCCACCAGCGGGUGAACACACGCCUGCACAGACGCUUCCAGGUCAGGCUGGACACAUGGGCCAAAGAGCAUGUGACCAGUGACAUGGCUACUAACUGCCACAAGUGGCUGAUUGGAGACAAACAGGAGAGCCUGAAGGCCUGCACCACCACGUGCAACCAGGAGGUUCUACAUUAUCUGAAUGUAAACAAGUACAGGGUGAAGUACCGAACACUGUAGCCUGAUCUAAGGACAGACUGUUUUCACAGCAGAUUGCUGGUGACUUUAUCACAUACUGUAGCUUCUUCACAUUAUUUUUCCUCUGCCCAUUCUUGAUUUAGUUGCCAAAUAUUUCAUGUCGUCCACCCAUCCUUUCAAUAGACUUUUCUACUUGGUUAAAUGACAUCAUGUUGGAAAAGAGUAAGGAGUUUUCAAUUCUGAGUUUAUCGAAGUUUUGUCUCUUUUUGUUAAACAGUGUAAACACAAAAUCUUUUUACAUAAAAGUUUGGCACAGAAAACAAUCACAGCUCAACAUUUAGAAGUACACUUUUCUUUGUUACUUUUAAAGGCAGCCUCAAUAUUUCACAGGAAGCCAAAAAAAAAAAAA